Protopolystoma xenopodis is the source of this 258-nucleotide messenger RNA. The record is from the annotation of a GenBank genome assembly. Lineage: Eukaryota; Metazoa; Platyhelminthes; Monogenea; Polystomatidea; Polystomatidae.
AUGCCACUUUCUACUUCUUACACGCCCCUUUCCGGCGCGACUCAGGAACCCCGGCCCUUACUCGGAAGAAGACCUGGCAAGGCGCUUGAAAUGAAGGAUCCUAGAGAGGUGGCUGCCAGUAAGCUGAAGGAGUUAUCAUUGCCAGAAACCAGCUCUCUGGUUGCUCCGUCAAGCCGGUCGGAAACUCCUACAGGAAUAUCUACCACGUCAGCAUCUCUUAAUGUGGAAGAAACUUUUUCAGUGAAGCUAGACCAAUAA